AUGAACGCGGACUUCAAAUCGCACCGGAUAUUUCUCUUCGCCGAUGACGAGGUUUUGUCAGGCGUCGACUCGAUCGUCAAAUGUGUGGAUGCCGACUAUCGUGCUGAGGACUAUUCUCCGCGGCACACGAGAGGACAACUUUGCGCAGGCUGGAUGCGAAUGAACGCUAGAAGCAUAGCGAACUUCUGGAUUGAAUUAGGUCUUCACUAUAUGUGUGAACUCGCUCCUCCGAACAUUGGAGGAAUCCAAUCGGUGAUCUGGGGACAUGAUGUUUCUUAUUGCGGAUAG
Molecule: messenger RNA, 288 nt
Organism: Alternaria burnsii
Lineage: Eukaryota; Fungi; Ascomycota; Dothideomycetes; Pleosporales; Pleosporaceae
Exons: 1
Coding region: 1-288 (95 amino acids)
Source: RefSeq, a predicted model, not a curated record